UUAGUGUCUUGCGGGAAAACUUCAUUGCACUUGAAUUUUGAAUUUAACAUUCUUUAGAAGUUGUUACUCAUCAAAUAUUUAACGAAUUUCGGUUUGUGGCUCACAUUUCACUAAUGAAGAGAACACGAUCAACUUCGAAGGAUAUUGAAGAGCAUGCAAUGAUUCAACAUCAAAAUUUAAGUGACAUAGCAGAAACACCAAGACCUUUGUCAAAAGAUAUCCAAACUCACAAACAAGAACAUGGAAGUAAACUUAACUUGAAAAGUUUGCAAGAUAGAAGCAAAAAAGUUAAUGUGGAUUUUGAACCAAAUACAUGUCCUCCAAAAAAUAAACUUAGAGCAGUGGUGGAUCUUAAGAUGAUGCAAGAAGAGUUAAAACAAUUGGAAGAUCCACCAUUAACUCCAUGGGAAAAAGAAAUAUGUUCAAAUAGACUGCCAUACUCAUUUUUUAAUUGUCCCUGUGAAGAAUUAGCACAAAAUUUGUUAGGAAAAAUAUUAGUUCGUUAUCUAGAAAAUGGAACUAUUUUGAAAGGAAGGAUUGUUGAAACAGAAGGAUAUUUGGGAGUAAUUGACAAAGCAUCGCAUACAUAUAAAAAUAAAAUUACUCCUCGUAAUAUACCAAUGUACAUGCCACCAGGUACUGUAUAUGUGUAUAUGACAUAUGGAAUGUAUCAUUGUUUCAACAUAUCCAGUCAAGGUGAAGGAUGUGCUGUUCUAAUAAGAGCUAUUGAACCUUUAGAAGGUAUUGAAUAUAUGACUAAUCAACGAACUUCAAAGGGAUUAUCAAAUGCACCUAAAAAGCUUUCAAAAAAUUUAAAAGUUCAUGAAUUAUGCAAUGGUCCAUCAAAGUUAUGUAUGGCUUACCAACUUCAUAAAAAUCAUAGUAAAUAUUCUUUAUGUUCUUGGAAAUGUUUAUGGAUUGAAAAUGGCAAAAAUGAAAAAAUCGACAUUGUUAAAUGUCGUAGAAUAGGAAUAGAUAACUAUGGAGAAGAAUGGAUAAAUAAACCAUUACGAUAUUACAUUCAUGGGAAUAAAGCCGUGAGUAAACGAAAUAAAGAAGCAGAAUUACAUUUGGGAAUUAGUUAA
This is a messenger RNA of Eufriesea mexicana, 1085 nucleotides long. RefSeq names its product putative 3-methyladenine DNA glycosylase. Bases 114 to 1085 code for a protein of 323 amino acids. Gene Ontology annotation, molecular function: alkylbase DNA N-glycosylase activity; DNA binding. The record is from RefSeq and is a predicted model, not a curated record. The transcript has 6 exons. Gene Ontology annotation, biological process: base-excision repair. Lineage: Eukaryota; Metazoa; Arthropoda; Insecta; Hymenoptera; Apidae.